CCCCCCCCCAACAUUUUCUCUCAUAGUGCGAGUGUGUGUGUCUAUCUCUAGAAUUUCUCUCUCAAGAACUAGACAGUUUGUAUGUCUUACUGAGCAAUGUAGAGUACGGCUUCUUUUUCCAACAAUGGCCAAGUGUCACACCAACAACAUAGGCUCUUUACUCCUCGACCACACCUCUACCACCGCCACCGCCACUGGAACCCACCAUUCCCGUCUAUGGACAGCCUUCUCCCGCAAAAUUUUUGAUGCUGUCAGCUGUGGUGGCAGCUCACGGUAUCGGCAUUAUGAAGAUGACAUUCCCUCCUUCACCACCAGCGCUACCAAUGCCACCGCUAGUGUUUCAAGAGAGAAACAGAACAAGACAACGCUUAGUGUUACUAAUAAUUCAAGAAAAGAAGAAAACGGGAAUCAGCAAAACUUGAAUGUUGAAGGAGAGAAAGGAAAAGUUAAAGCAAGAAAUGGGAAAUCAGAGAAGUUGUCAGAUCUGUUGAGUAUGGCGGAGGCGGAGAGUGAGAGUGAGACCAGGAAGAAAGUUGAGGUUCUAGAAGGGAUGAAAAGGGUUGUUAGAGAAUUGCAAGUUGAUGAAGGAGUGAAGAGAAGAGAAGCUGCAUGUAAUGUAAGGUUGUUGUGUAAAGAAGAUGGGAAAGCAAGAGUUACUCUUUCUAUGUUAGGAGCUAUUCCUCCUCUUGUUGGAAUGCUUGAUUUGGAGGACUUUGAGUGUCAAAUCGAUGCACUUUAUGCUUUGCUUAAUCUUGGGAUCGGAAAUGAUGUGAACAAAGCUGCCAUUGUUAAAGCAGGAGCUGUUCACAAGAUGCUAAAGAUCAUAGAAUCUCCAAAUGCUGCAAAUCCAUCUGUAUCUGAAGUGAUAGUGGCGAAUUUUCUUGGGUUGAGUGCAUUGGAUUCCAAUAAACCGAUCAUCGGCUCAUCGGGUGCAAUCCCCUUCUUGGUGAAUUCCCUCAAGGAUUUGGAUCACAAAAAUAGGUCCCAAGCACAACAAGAUGCUCUUAGAGCUCUGUACAAUCUUUCGAUAUCCCCAUCAAACAUCUCAUUUAUUCUAGAAACAGAUUUGAUCUCAUUUCUGAUGGGUUUGCUGGGAGACAUGGAAGUAAGUGAAAGAGUUCUUUCAAUUUUGAGCAAUGCAGUAUCAACCCCGGAAGGUAGAAAGGCAAUUAGCGCCAUGCCAGAUGCUUUCCCUAUUUUGGUUGAUGUCUUGAAUUGGACCGAUUCACCAGGUUGCCAAGAGAAGGCAUCUUACAUAUUGAUGGUGAUGGCACACAAAGCAUAUGGAGAUAGACAGGCCAUGAUUGAGGCAGGAAUCGUAUCAUCCUUGCUUGAAUUAACGCUUUUGGGUAGUACGUUGGCGCAGAAGAGGGCGUCAAGGAUCUUGGAAUGUUUGAGGGUUGAUAAAGGGAAACAAGUUUCGGGGAAUUAUGGUGGCAAUAUGGGUGCAGCAGUAUCUGCUCCUAUUUAUGGAACUCCAUCAUCUUCUUCAAACCCCAACCUCGUUUCAAAGGAGUGUCUAGAGGAGACAGAAGAUAUGAUGAGCGAGGAAAAGAAAGCUGUGAAACAAUUAGUCCAGCAGAGUUUGCAGAACAAUAUGAGGAGAAUCGUCAAGAGGGCCAAUUUGCCGCAAGAUUUUGUUCCAUCAGAACAUUUCAAGUCCCUCACAUCAAGUUCAACCUCCAAGAGUUUACCAUUUUGAGGACAUUGGAUCAAUCACUAAAGGAUUGAAGAGGAGCAACUUGAAGCCAGCAGAGGAAGAAGAAUCUGAGAUUAGCUGUACUGCGUGUAGCAGCUGUGCAACUUUGCUCCCCACAAGGUUCAUAUUUUACAUCAUAUUGCAUGGUGGGGUAUGGUCAUUUUGUAAUCUUUUAUGCUAUACCUUAUCAUUUCCCUGUCCUGCAGCUUUUCUUGUUGGCCUGCUUUGUUGUAAAUAUAUUCUGCUGUAAUAUUAGCACUUAUCUGUACAAUCUUGGAUAACUUCUUCUAUGUAUGCAAGUACUCCACAGC
This is a messenger RNA of Populus euphratica (Euphrates poplar), 2010 nucleotides long. Its product is annotated as ARM repeat superfamily protein. The transcript is spliced from 3 exons. Gene Ontology annotation, molecular function: protein binding. Bases 125 to 1702 code for a protein of 525 amino acids. NCBI's taxonomy places the organism in Eukaryota, Viridiplantae, Streptophyta, Magnoliopsida, Malpighiales, Salicaceae. The record is from RefSeq and is a predicted model, not a curated record.